AUGGACGCGCCGCGGCGAAGCGGCGACCUGGCAGGGGACGUCGGCACGAGCGCUGGCCGUCGCACAGACGCCGACGCGGUGCCGCGAGGGCCGCCGGCGGCUGGCGACCCGCGCCUCCCGCCGACGCACCCCGUCAACCUGCGCAAGCAGGUGAACCUGACCCUCGACCCGUCGUUCUCGGUCAAGAGCUACAUUGGCGCCGCCUCGACGCUGCUGGAGAAGGCGCAGAUGGCGGAUGCGCAGGGCAACAUGGUCUCUGCGUUUGUACACUACCUCACGACGGCCAGCGUCGCCUCGUUCGUGCCGAAGCACCCCGAGUGGGCGUCGGUCAAGCAGCAGCGAGGGCCCACGUUCCUCGCGUACCAGGAGCUGAUGAACCGCACGCCGUACAUUGUGGAACGCGCGCAGGCCAUGGAGCAGGAGCUCAAGGCGCGCGCGGAGCAGGAGAUCCAGCAGGCCACCGACCGCCACGAGGAGGCCCGGCGCCGCGAGCCUGAGCGCGCCGAGAGCGCGCCGUCGGAGCCGGCGCCGGCGCCCGCCAAGCCGCCGCGGCCCGCCGGCCCCGUGGUGUCGGUCGAGGACCUGUGGUCGUACAUGUACCCUGGCUUUGACAAGACGACCGACGCGGCCGGGAACGAGCUCCUCGUCAAGCGUUCGGGGCUCUCGCUCCUGCUCCUCGACGUGCGGCCGCGCCUUCAGCACGAUGCCGGGCACAUCCGCGGCGCAGAUACAGUCUGUGUCGAUCCCGGCCGGCUGCCCGCGCCGCCCGUCACGGCGGCCGAGCUGCAGGCGCUCCUGCCUCCGCCCGAGGCGGCGCUGUGGGCCCGGCGCGCGCAGUACGACGUCCUGGUCCUGUACGACCAGCGCACACGCGCACUGGCGACGCCGGGCAAUGCGACGCCGGAGCAGGUGCACCUCGAUACCAUCCUGCGCGCGCUCGAGGCGGAUGGGCUGCACACGCCUGUGCUCCUGCGUGGCGGCUUCGAGUCGUGGGCGCGCCAGGUCGGCGAGGCGGGCGUUGUCGCGACGAGUGGCCCGGCCGGCGAGGAAGCGCUCGCGGCCGUGCGGCACGCGCGCCUCGCUGGUCUCCCGGGCCUGCGGCCCGUCGCGUCCGCGCAUGUGCCGCCGCGCGUCCCGCCGCGCGCGUACCAGGGCAGCAGCGAGGCGCUGCCGCCCGCGCUCGUGAGCGGGCGGCGCGACUACCCGGCGGUGCCUACGCCGGCCUCUGGGCCGGGACCCACGUCGCUCGCGCCGCCGCCGCCGGCUGUGGCGCCGCGCGUCGUGCCUGAUGCGGGCGCGACUGUGUGGCGGGACGCAGCGCCGACCUUUCCGCGUGCGCGCGACAUCAAAAUUGGGCUUACGGGCCUGAAGAACUUUGGCAACACGUGCUACAUGAAUGCGACGAUCCAGUGCCUGAGCGCGACGGUGCUGCUGUCGCAGUACCUGCUGGACGGCACGUACAAAACGGCGAUCAAUACCCAGAACCCGCUCGGGACGCGUGGCGCCCUCGCCGAUGCGCUGGCGCAGCUGCUGCGCACGAUCUGGUCGGAGCAGUACGCGAGUGUGGCGCCGACGGCGUUCCGCGAGGCGAUCGGGCGCUUCGCGCCGCUCUUCCAGAGCCACGAGCAGCAGGACAGCCAAGAGUUUCUCACGUUCCUGCUCGAUGGGCUGCACGAGGACCUGAACCGCGUGCUACAGCGUCCGCCGGCGCUGGAGCUCGGCGAGACGCAGCAGGCGGAGCUGAACCGCCUGCCGCCGCAGCUCGCGAGCGUCGUCGAGUGGGGUCUGUACCGCCGGCGGAACGACAGCGUGGUCGUCGACGCGUUCCAGGGGCAGCUGCGGAACCAGCUGACGUGCCUCACAUGCGGUCACACGUCGACCACGUACAAUGCGUUCAUGUCGCUCUCGCUGCCGGUGCCGGCGGGGCGCGGCAUGUCGCAGGUGGCGCUCAGCCAGUGCCUCGACGCGUUUGUGCGCGAGGAGGUGCUCGAAAAGGGCAACGCAUGGCACUGCCCCCAGUGCAAAAAGCCGCGGCGCUCGACGAAGCGACUGAGCCUCGCGCGGCUGCCGCCCGUCCUGCUCGUCCACCUGAAGCGGUUCACGUACCGCGGCCCCGUGUCGAACAAGAUCGACACGCGCGUCGUAUUCCCUACCGAGUCACUCGACCUCUCGAACUACAUGCCGCCGCCGCUGCCGCCCGGCUCGUCCGCGCGGGGUGUGUCGGCGAGCGAGAGCCAGCGCCCGCCGUACCUGUACGACCUGUACGGCGUGACGCACCACUUCGGCACCCUCACGUCCGGCCACUAUACCGCAUCGGUGCGCACCCAGGGCCUGUGGUACUACUGCGACGACCAGCGCAUCACGCCCGGCGACGCACAGAUCCACACCGCCUCGCCGUACAUGCUCUUCUUCCGGCGCCGCCCCCCAUAG
Molecule: messenger RNA, 2430 nt
Organism: Malassezia sympodialis ATCC 42132
Lineage: Eukaryota; Fungi; Basidiomycota; Malasseziomycetes; Malasseziales; Malasseziaceae
Source: the annotation of a RefSeq genome assembly